AUGACGGACAAUACCCUUGAGGAUUCACUCCUUCGCCCAGUACAAGAAGAAGGACAGCAGAAAACGCCGGCCACACUUGAAAUGCUGGCAGACCUUCUACACAAGAACCCUGAUCUGUUACCCCUGUUACAGACACAAGGACGUGGAAAUGCGAUAAGUAGAAGGCUACAACCCAUCACCAGUGCCUUAGCAGCAGUGGCCUGUGGAAGCUAUUCUUGGGUCAGGUUUUUGGUGGUGUUCCUGUUAACAGCCCUUUUUAAUGUUGUUAACCUGAAGCCAGAAAUACCGAAAGAAAGCAGUACACAGUUGGACAAGAUUGAGAGGGAUCUUGGGGAAGUAAAGAGGAAACACGCGAGAAGGUGCUUCAUGACAAGACAAGAAUGGAAGACAAGGUAUUGCCUCAAUUUGCUUUUUUUGUUUAUUUUUUUACAAAUAAAAUUAAAGGCCAGUUAAAAAAUAUUAGGUAAUAAAUAUUUAAUUAUCAUUUGCUAUAAUCGUGCUUUGAAGGCUAGGCCUAAUAAAGUCCUGCUUUGGUACCAAUAAAUGAACGCGCAUCCCAGAAUUGUGAAAGAUAGAAUUUAGUCUCUUGUUAGGCAGUCAUUGGUUUGAGUCCAAGCAGUCCUAGCUGAUAUAGAAUUUUAUUAUAUCCAUUUUGAAGUCACUGGUGAUCCCUGCAAUCUGAUUGGCUCUCAGGAGUGUGAUUUAUUCACGAGUCACACUAUUUUUUGCUCUAAAUCAUAUCUGUUCUAAAUCAUGUCAUUCAGGAUCUAAAUCGCAUCAUUUCUGUAUUAAAUCGCACCACUAUCGCUCUACAUUGCAUAAUUUCUGAUCAAUUCUGUUUCGUGUACGUACGAAAUGAAGUGUAUUAAAAAACACUUCAAAGACUCCAAAAGACCCCGCAUGGAUGAGAAUAAACCCUAUUUCCGAAAUUUAGCCAAUUUUUGAAAGGUUAGCAUGAAGUAUGGGCCAACUUCACAAACUUAGUAACGAAACGAUUUCACAUACUGUGCGAGCGUGUGUAUAAAAUGACUCCAAUCUCCUGCGUAAGGGUCACACUGGGUAUUCCAAUAAAAUGGAAAUAAUGGGAAAUAUACUAAACGCACUGUAUUAACGAUGAGAAGUGAGAAAAGGCCUCUCUUCCUCUUUUCCUCCUACCCAUCGUCCCCCGCGCGCUUUUAAGUUUUUCCCUCUCCCCAGCCCCCCAAAGACACAAUAGGGAGUUUAAACAGCGACGUUUUUGAGCGUCGCCCGUCAACCGGAACUGAGCCUUUUUCUCCUUUCAUGUCUUGAUGCUAUCAGAUUUGUAUUGCUAAGUGCCUUUACCCUUAUAAAGACGAUUUGCCCAAAAAUUUGUUCAAAACCACUGCUCAACAGUGAAAAAAAAUUCCACUUCCGGCUGACGUGAGUCGCUCAAAAACGUCGCUGCUUAAACUCCCUAAUGAGGCUGCUCCAGGAGAGAGUGCCCCCCUUUUUGUCUGAAUGGCAAUGAACUAAGGGGAUAAACUACGCAGGCUCAAUUAGCCACUAGUUUUCCCUUUUGUGUGAAAGAUAGUUAUUAGUAAUAAUUUUGACCACCCACUCUUUAUUUAUUUGAAAAUUAUUUAGAUCCAAACAGCUGCUGAAAAUUACUACAGGAUCUCCCGAAACGAUAACCUCGAACUGGAAAUGGGACUUGUCAAUUCCAAAUGUGUUCUGGGCACAUGCCAAGAUGCUUUGA
This is a messenger RNA of Porites evermanni, 1717 nucleotides long. The record is from the annotation of a GenBank genome assembly. Lineage: Eukaryota; Metazoa; Cnidaria; Anthozoa; Scleractinia; Poritidae.